Brachypodium distachyon (stiff brome) is the source of this 1449-nucleotide messenger RNA. Its product is annotated as transcription factor MYBS3. Lineage: Eukaryota; Viridiplantae; Streptophyta; Magnoliopsida; Poales; Poaceae. The transcript is spliced from 3 exons. The record is from RefSeq and is a predicted model, not a curated record. The coding region runs from base 62 to 1240 and encodes 392 amino acids. Gene Ontology annotation, biological process: response to ethylene; response to gibberellin; response to auxin. Gene Ontology annotation, molecular function: zinc ion binding; DNA binding.
UACGGGACGCCUCCUGAGGAGAAAAGGAGAAAAAAAGAAAAAUCCGCACCCUAAGCUAACCAUGACGAGGGACGGCGUGCCGCCGACGGCGCCGGCGCCGGCGGGCGGGGCGUCCGGGGACGGGCCGAGGCGGUGCUCGCAGUGCGGGCACCACGGGCACAACUCGCGCACGUGCACGGCGCGCGGCCCCGUGAAGCUCUUCGGCGUGCGCAUCGGCGACAAGCCACCCAUCAGGAAGAGCGCCAGCAUGGGCAACCUCGCCCAGCUCGCCGCCGAGGGGAGCGGCGGCGCCAGGGCCGGCGGGUACGGCUCCGAGGGGGACGACGAUAAACCCCACCGGAAGCGAGGUGAGUCAUGGUCAGAAGAGGAGCACAAAAAUUUUCUACUGGGGUUGAAGGAAUUAGGAAGAGGAGAUUGGCGAGGCAUAUCCCGUAAUUACGUUGUUUCGAGGACACCCACUCAAGUUGCUAGCCAUGCUCAGAAGUACUUCAUUCGCCAAUCAAAUGUUCAUAGGAGAAAGAGAAGAUCAAGCCUAUUUGAUAUGGUCAUUGAUGAUUCUGGUGAUCGGCCACUCUCUCGUUCAUCGUCACAAGAGAUGCCACUAUCCCGUUCAUCUUCAGAAGAAGUAGAAGAGUACAUCGAGGAUCUGCAACCUGUUAGUGCUCCUGUGCCUGUUCUAACAUCUGUUUCAGUCCCACCAACAGUGCCAGUGGUCCCACCACCAAUGCCAGUAACAGCAUCGCCUGCUCCUGUGCUAACAAAUGCAUCAGCCCCACCAGUUCCAGCAAUGGCACAUCAACCUGAGGAAUAUGAAUCGGCUGGUUCAAGUUCAAAUACCAGAGAAGCAGGGACCAUGAUGCCACAAGUCAUGCACCCCUAUGGAUAUCCAGUGAUGUUUCCUCCACCUCACUAUGCCCCAGCAUUUUAUCCGGUUCCAUACUACGGCUAUGCUCCUAUGUUCUACGGGCCCCCCGUUCCGGUGCAAGCAUCAUCCCAAGCUACAGUACAAGCAUCACAUGAGCUUGUCAGGCCUGUUGCCACCCACUCAGGUCCUCAGAUAAAUGUCGAAGACCUCUAUGGCAUGUCUGAACUGAGCCUGAAGGGCAACUCAAAUACCAACAGUGUUGCUCCUAAUUUGCAGUUGCCUCCAAAACCAAAUGGGACAAAAGAUAGGCGAUCUGCUUUCCAUGCGAAAGCACCUGCCAAUGGAUCGUCAAACGGACUAAUCCCAGCGAAGUGAUUUGGCCAUUCAUGUGUAUGUAGUCCUUAGAGGGUAGAAAAAUCAUAAUAGCUUAUGCUGCUAAAACAGUGUUGUGAUACAUGGGAAAUGUUUUCGCUGCUCAUGUUAGCUUUCAUGUAUGGAAGUGAUAUGUUCCCUGAAUAAAAUUUAUUGUUAUAGUCAUAACCGAGUGUUGAAUUCAUGUUUUGAUAGGUUUAUGUUGAAAUCGA